AUGCCGGGCCCUCACGCCCACGAACCCCGGCUGAGCCGGCUGUCACUUCGCUGGCGCUCACGCCGCGCUGGAAAGCCGAUGUCGCAGGAGCGCGGCGGGCGCGAGCGGCCGGAGAGCCAUGAAGAAGAUGACAGGAAGGUAAGGAGGAGAGAAAAAAAUCGAGUUGCUGCACAGAGGAGCCGGAAGAAGCAAACUCAGAAAGCAGAUAAACUUCACGAGGAAUAUGAGUCUCUUGAGCAAGAAAAUACCUCCCUGAAAAGAGAAAUCGGAAAGCUAACAGAUGAAAUGAAACACUUGAGUGAAGUGUUGAAGGAUCAUGAAAAGAUCUGUCCGCUAUUGCAUUGCACCAUGAACUUUGUGACCGUACCAAGACCCGAUGCACUCGCUAGUUGCCUGCCAAGAUGA
Messenger RNA from Gavia stellata (red-throated loon), 405 nucleotides. It is a transcript of the gene BATF3, whose product is annotated as basic leucine zipper ATF-like transcription factor 3. The transcript has 3 exons. Bases 1 to 405 code for a protein of 134 amino acids. The record is from RefSeq and is a predicted model, not a curated record. Gene Ontology annotation, biological process: regulation of transcription by RNA polymerase II. NCBI's taxonomy places the organism in Eukaryota, Metazoa, Chordata, Aves, Gaviiformes, Gaviidae. Gene Ontology annotation, molecular function: DNA-binding transcription factor activity, RNA polymerase II-specific; RNA polymerase II cis-regulatory region sequence-specific DNA binding. Gene Ontology annotation, cellular component: nucleus.